GGAAUCAUGUGGAUCUCAUUUGCUUGUUUGCUGUUGCUUUCUGCUACAGUGAGCUCUAUGAAUGGGCCUCACAACAAAUUUGUAAAACAGCACAUCAUCAAGAAAAUGAAUGUAAACAGGUGUGACAAGGAGAUGGGGAGGAAAGAGAUCACCGAAACUGACAGUAGCACGUGUAAGGACACCAAUACCUUCAUACUAGCAACCAGCCGCGAAGUCACAAAAGUAUGUGGGAAAGCAGGAAAGCCAUAUGAUGGUGGUUUGACCAUAAGCACCCAACCCUUCCCCAUUGUCGUCUGCAGACUGAAGACAGGGAACAAUAAACCCAAAUGUCAGUACAAAGGUAAAAGUGACACCAGGUACAUUGUAAUCAGAUGUGAAGGAAAGUACCCAGUGCACUUCGCCAAAGACGUUUUUUCCCUUGGUUAACGACUAACUGCUCACUGUUAUUCGCAAUAUAAUAAAAUACAUUUAAAAG
This is a messenger RNA of Notothenia coriiceps (black rockcod), 475 nucleotides long. RefSeq names its product ribonuclease-like. Gene Ontology annotation, molecular function: nucleic acid binding; RNA nuclease activity. The record is from RefSeq and is a predicted model, not a curated record. Gene Ontology annotation, biological process: defense response to Gram-positive bacterium; angiogenesis; defense response to Gram-negative bacterium. The transcript has a single exon. Bases 7 to 426 code for a protein of 139 amino acids. NCBI's taxonomy places the organism in Eukaryota, Metazoa, Chordata, Actinopteri, Perciformes, Nototheniidae.